AAUGAUCGUCAUACCCGGAAGAAUGACAUAUUUGUUUGCUGCUAACAUUUCAGAGGACACAAGCGUUGGCUGGACCAAAAUGGCUUCCUACUUCGAGGAGCACGACUGCGAGCCGACCAACCCCGAGGAGCAGUAUCGGCAGAACGCGCUCCUGGAACUGGCCAGGUCCUUAAUGCAGGGCUUGGACUUAAUGGACUCGGGGGCGUUUGAUUUGUCGGACUGGGACCAGCGGCUUCCUCCUCCGGCUGCCAAGACCGCCGUCCAGACGCUCACCGUGGUCAUCAUCUCUCCAGAGCAAGCAGACAAAGGUCUCAAGUGUCCCGUGUGUUUGCUGGAGUUCGAGGAACAAGAGUCGGUUCGAGAAAUGCCUUGCAAACACCUUUUCCACUCAGGAUGCAUACUGCCCUGGCUGGGCAAGACCAACUCCUGUCCGCUCUGCCGACUCGAGUUACCCACCGACAAUCCGGAGUACGAGGAGUUUAAAAAAGACAAGGAGAGAAGAAAACAGCGGGAGCACAGGCUGGAGGAUCUACACGGAGCCAUGUACACAUGACACGACAGCGCUGCGGUACGAGUUCGUGGCUCGGUGACAUUUUUACUGAAAACAAUGGAAAGCCUCAGGAAGUGAAUAAUGCUGCGUUCACGCCAUCUCACACAGAAUGUUCAACCACGGGACAUCACGCCGAUGUCAGCCUCAUGUUUGUAGUUAGAAAUAUCAGAAACAUAUCCAGAGUAUGAAUAAAUCUAUAAAGCCACCCUCACUGGCUCCUUCAAAAUAAAAUGAUAUAUAUAUUACAAAUAUAUAAGAAUAAAAACGGCUCAUUUAGGCUUCUUUUUAUCUUAUUUAACCACGAGACUGUUUUAGAAUAAAGCGUUCUUCUCCUGUUAGAGCUGUUGGUAACACUUUAUAUUACGUUACAUAUUCACCAUUAACUCCUUACUUAUUAGUAUUAGUAGCAUAUUGACUCUUAUUAGUCAUUAAGAAGCUUUUAUUAAUGCUGUAUUCUGCAUUAAGACUUUUCCCUCAGUAACCUCUGUCCUCUUCUGGUGGAGUCCGCCCUGUUGAACCAUCAUGUUUCACACUCACACAGCCCGUUCCCAUUCCCAGGUUAAAUACAGGUGCGAGCAGUGUUCAGUUACAAUCUGAAACCACUAGAUUAUUACGUCUGUUCUUAACGAAACACAAGUGAGGCUGCGUUCACACUGCAGACUCAGUGUUCACAUCUGGUUUUAUUUGACGGGUCACAGUCCUGAAGUGUCGAUCUACAGUAACAUAAAAGUAAAAAGAGUUCACACUGAAGUCACGUUGCAAAGAAUCAGACCUGAAUGUGAUGUGGACCACGUUUGAAGGCGGACCAGAGUUCUGAGUCACAUCUGAACCAAAGUCUGCAGAGUGAACCCGCGACCUAAAUGACUCAGAAUACGUUCCUUAUUCUAAAGUGAGAUCCUGCUCAUAACUUAAAGACCUUUUAAAGUUUAAAUGUUUCAAAUGAUAAAAGCUUUUAAUGCGUGUUGGCCCACACUGAGGACAGUAUGUUAGUUAUGAGCUGAGGAGGUUGUUGAGGGAAAACUCUAAUAAUGACUAAUAAUAAUAUCCUACUAAUUCUAAUGAUAUUAUAUUAAUUAACAGCAGGGUUCCGAUUAGAUGCAGGUCUCUUAUAAGCAGCUAGUUAACGGUGAAUAUGUGUGCCGUCAUAUAAAGUGUGAGCGCGUUGCUUCCAUUCGUCUGACGUGGUGUGAACGCAGCAUCCGCUACGGGCUCAUUGGAAAUAGAAAAUGUUUGGAUGAACGCUGUUUUCUCGCCGUCGUUGGGACGCAGCACUGAAGCAUUUCAAUUCAGUGUCUUUCUUUCUUUUUUAUUUACAUUUAUUAGCUUUAAACGCACAAAAAAAAACACAUCUUCUAGCCAUAUUUGUCUAAUUAAUAUGAAUUAUAUAAAGACUUUAAUAAUGUUUAAAUCUGAGAGAAUCUUAGGGUGCACUCCAGCAGCGUACUUCUAGAAAGUUUGGGUGCUCGUUAAAGACCACACGCUGGAUCCUCCACUUCCCAUGAUGCAUUUCCUUUCCUGGGAAACUCCCAGUGUAACAGCAGCUUUCUGUUAUUGUGUAAUCUGCCCCCCCCCUAUAAAGCUCCUGUAGAGCCACAGAGGACUCCAUUCAACUGUUUGCACUCGUCAUGCUGGAGUUCCCCUUUAACGUCCCAUGAUGCCGUUUUGAUGUUUGAGAGAGUAUCUCUUCUCUUCUGGCUCCAGAAAUCUGAACUGGUUUACCAUCGACAUAUAAAAGAUGGACGUCUCCACUUCCUCCCACUGUAUAGAAAUGAAGAGUAUUUGCGGUUAAAGCUGCGUUAGUCUGCGCAGUGGUGCUCAGCCGUCAGUCGUGGUGUUGAAGCCCCGUUUUAUAGCUUCAAAUAAUUAAUUAAAACCAAAGUUAUCUGAAAAAUGAACACUUGAAUAAGAGCGAUUGAAAAUGAAUGUAUUUUUAUUGAUCUUUGGUUUAGUUUGUCCCAUCUGCUAACAUGGAGGCAUGACCUAUACUGCAGUCAGCCACCGGGGGGCGAUAGAGAUGGUGUGGAUUCACUUUAGGAGAGCUGUCACGUCGUCCAUCCUUAUAUAUGUUGAUGGUUUCUACAUUACACAAGUGACUGCUGUCUGUCUGUUAAUCUGUGUGAAACCAGUUCACUGUUGGUGCACGAGUUACUCUCCAGUAUAUAAACUACAAAUGCUCCGUUUGGACCCGCUCUGCCAAAAGUUCUAUUACUGCUCGCAAAUAAAUCCACCUUUUAUAUGAACAAACACUCCAUUAACCAUCAUUUCAUUAAUACUCCUCCACACUGUCUAUAUAACUGUAUGUUAUAUAUGAGUAUGAUGUCAGUUUGUUGUGUUGGACCAGAGCCCGACCGAUAUAUCAGCCGCAAUAUCACAAACAUAUACAGCAAUUUGUCCUAUAUAAGAUCCUAAAGUAAUAUAUAUAUAUGUGUCACUGCAUGGUUUAUCCAGCAGAGUGCGCUGUGAUGUACAAUACAGUGACCAACAGCUCAGAGUAGAGGCCUUAGUCGUCAUAGGGAUCAGCAUCGAUGUGAACUUAAAACAAUUUAUUAAACUUUAUUUGCGAUGCGAAAUCUCCGAAAACAUUUACCCUGAAAAUAAAUGACGUUGCAUGUGUGCGAAUAUAUUUAAUAUUUCAGAAUGCUGAUCGAAACAAACGCCCCCAGUGUCCUCCAGGAUGCCGCUGGCUUUUUUUUGGUAUAGUUCUGAUUCUGAUUUCACAGCAGCUUCUUUUUAAAUAAUUGCGAUGUUUUUAGGCUUUUUGUUAAUUGUUGUGAUUGCAACAUCGCAACUUCCUGGAGGGACUGGUAAAGGCCUUUGGUUGAUAAUGCAUUUGUUAAAUGAUUGAACAUGUUAAAGAAUAUUUAAUUUGCAGUCGUAUCUGUGCGACAGCUUAAAUAUUCAAUCUAUCGGCCGUCAUAUCAGUCGGGCUCUACAACUCACCAAAACUUCUGCUGUUUAGAAGGAAAAAGAGACAAAACAUCUAAUAAUUUAUCAUUUUUAUUUCAUAUUUGAAUAUAAAUCUCUGUCAAAUGAAAAUACCUAAAUGAUAGACAAAUCAUACAUAUUUACAGAAUUUAUAAAAGGAAACAAAAUCA
Molecule: messenger RNA, 3645 nt
Organism: Dicentrarchus labrax (European seabass)
Lineage: Eukaryota; Metazoa; Chordata; Actinopteri; Moronidae
Gene: rnf181
Product: ring finger protein 181
Exons: 6
Coding region: 2-553 (183 amino acids)
Biological process (GO): protein ubiquitination
Cellular component (GO): cytoplasm
Molecular function (GO): ubiquitin protein ligase activity
Source: RefSeq, a predicted model, not a curated record